AUGGCGGCCGACCUGCUUCGAUGGGAAACCCAAGAACUCAAGCGACCCAAGCACACAAUCAACGAUCUCAAAGCGAAAGCCAGGAAGGACGUCGAGGACAUGCAGGUCAAACGGGCACACCAGACCCAAGAACGUGUGUUAUUGCUUGGAAAUAUCGUCAAAAGCGGGGUCAUCAAGCAACGCACGAUGCGCGUGUUGUGGAGAUAG
Aphanomyces astaci is the source of this 207-nucleotide messenger RNA. RefSeq lists its product as hypothetical. The transcript is spliced from 2 exons. Bases 1 to 207 code for a protein of 68 amino acids. Lineage: Eukaryota; Oomycota; Saprolegniomycetes; Saprolegniales; Verrucalvaceae. The record is from RefSeq and is a predicted model, not a curated record.